Cyclocybe aegerita is the source of this 1209-nucleotide messenger RNA. Lineage: Eukaryota; Fungi; Basidiomycota; Agaricomycetes; Agaricales; Hemipholiotaceae. The record is from the annotation of a GenBank genome assembly.
AUGCUGGUGCCGAGAAGAGACGUGACUUGUAAUUGCUUGUCGCGUACUGGACAUCUCCUUCCAGCAUCCACUCCUUCAACCGUCCGUCCCAGCCACUCGUGCACUGUCGUCCUCGGUUCCCAGCAGGCAUCGCACUUGCCGCUGCCUUCCAUGCCCAAGUCGGAGCGAGAUGAGACUCUGGCUGCUUUGACUGCUAAGAUAUUCUCCGCGAUGCUGGAUGAGCUGGUUACGGAUGCGACGUUGCAGUCACACCACGAAGUGGCGCGUUCGAGGGCGGUAUGUCCGGUAUGCCAUACGCGGUGUGGGUCGAUACACACACCUGGGUCGGCAUCGGCGAUAAACAACGAGGCGUUGCAGGCAUCAGUCGCUGCUCAGGCAGCCUUACGUGCAGACACCCCAUCUUCGUCUGGGAGCAAUGACGUCGCGGCCAAGAGCAACGUUAACGGAACAGGGACCAGCACGCCGACGAGUGGCAAGGAUGGGAACCUAUACCUAGAGUGUGUCUCGUGUUCGCGCCAGAUCGCGUCUAACAGAUAUGCCCCGCAUCUUGCCUCGUGCAUGGGCCUAAAUUCAGCCCGGAGAGCGCCUGUCCGUUCAAAUGCAAAGUCGAAGCAAGCCUCCGAUGCCGGUCGUUCGGCGUCACCUGGGUCCGACGGUGGGAACGUCUCUGACGACAAAUCGAAGGGCAAGGCAAAGGCAAAGAGCAAGAAACCAGCGGACGAGAGCGAAUUUAAUCUCAAGCGGAAACGGCCUACUUCUCCUCAGAUUUCACCAAACAAAAAAGCGAAGAAGGGCAAAGUGUCUGGUUCGCCUGUAUCACGCGUCAAAGCCGAUCCCGAUCUUUCUGGACUUCCGUCCAACUCGCAUUUCUCUCCUUCCAUCAACUCCCAAUCUAAAGUCCCCUCGAAACUGCGCGACAGCUCAACGGCGUCCUUCCUCGAGCGUUCAUCAGCGUCUUCACGAGAGUCGUCACCAGGGGGGAUCUCUGUCCCCACGCCUGCUUCCUCCUUCUCCUCUCAACAAAGCCCUACCCGACCUCUGGCUGGCAACAGCAAGGCUGCCGGCCGACCCAAGCCUCCAGCGAUGGGUACCGGUCCCCCUAAACGGCCGAGUCCACCAGUACCACGGCCUCCAAUUCACGUCCCAGAUUAUAACGAAAUCGACCACGCUAAUGAAACAGGUUCAUCAACUGAUACUGAUAGUGACUAA